Fukomys damarensis (Damara mole-rat) is the source of this 1255-nucleotide messenger RNA. It is a transcript of the gene Myod1, whose product is annotated as myogenic differentiation 1. NCBI's taxonomy places the organism in Eukaryota, Metazoa, Chordata, Mammalia, Rodentia, Bathyergidae. The record is from RefSeq and is a predicted model, not a curated record. The coding region runs from base 66 to 623 and encodes 185 amino acids. Gene Ontology annotation, biological process: regulation of transcription by RNA polymerase II; muscle organ development; positive regulation of myoblast differentiation. The transcript has 4 exons. Gene Ontology annotation, molecular function: RNA polymerase II cis-regulatory region sequence-specific DNA binding; DNA-binding transcription factor activity, RNA polymerase II-specific.
AGUUCAGGGCAACUCCUGCCACUUGGAUUGGGCCAGACCAGGACCGCACCAUCCCCUGCUGGGACAUGGAGUUACUGUCGCCGCCGCUCAGAGAUGUGGACUUGACGGGCCCGGACGGCUCUCUCUGCUCCUUUGUCACAGCCGAUGACUUCUACGACGACCCGUGUUUCGACUCCCCGGACCUCCGCUUUUUCGAGGACCUGGACCCGCGCCUGGUGCACGUGGGCGCGCUCCUGAAGCCCGAGGAAUCUGAGCGACUGAGUGACCACCCACCCUCGAUGGACUACAGCGGCCCCCCGAGUGGCGCCCGGAGGCGGAACUGCUACGACGGCGCCUACUACAGCGUGUCUCCCCUACCUCAUCCCUCCUCCGAGCCCAGGCCAGGGAAGGGGGCGACGGUGUCGAGCCUCGACUGCCUGUCCAGCAUUGUGGAGCGGAUCUCCACGGAGAGCCCCGCCGCGCCCGCGCUCCUGCAAGCCGAGGCGCCGCCAGAGUCACCUGGGUGUCAGCAAGAAGCGACCGCCCCCGGCGAGGGCGAGCUGGGCGCUCCCACCCCUUCCCCGGACACCACCUCGCAGUGUCCUGCGGGCGCAAACCCCAACCCCAUCUACCAGGUGCUUUGAGGGGCACCUCCCGAGGGACGGUGCGCCAGGGCCCCUCGAGCCCGAAAGGUUGAGUUUAAAUGACGCUCCUCCCAAUCGCGCUUUAAAAGCGACCCCUCCCUGGGCGGGAGAGGCGGGUCACCCGAAAAGCUUGCCCGCCCUCCGACCCCAGCGCAAGGACGCUGCCCGUUUUCCCACUCGGCACCUUUCCCUGACACGCGAUGGCCGCCUGGAGUUUCCCGGUGAGGCACAGCCAUCCUUCGAGGGACAGGCCCUUCCUUUUUCUUGCUGCCUCCACCACGGGGGCUGAGACCCUUGCAACUCUGCGCCCUCCCCACCACACCCAGGUGUUUUUUAGGGGCUCGGCCCCUACCUUCAGGAGACCUCGCUACAUGCUACAUCCACUUUUCCCCACCGCCUGCAGGGUAGCUCCAGUGCCCCCUCCCACCCCGUCCCGCGGUUCAGGACCACUUUUUGUAAUACUUUUUGUAAUCUAUUCCUGUAAAUAAGAGUUGCUUUGCCAGAGCGGAAGCCCCUAGGGCUGUAUUUAUCUCUGAGGCAUGGUGUGUGGUGCAACAGGGGCUUUGUAUGUUUAUACAGCAGGCGCGCGAGCUGCGGGCGCUCGUUGCGGGCGCUCGCUCAGGUGUUGGAAA